AAGAGCAGGCUCGUUCUUUCGAACAAAGCGUCGCUGCAAACCCACGACUGAGUCGGGCGGUCUUCCUCAUCAACGUUCCAGCGCAUCAUCUCUCCCUCGUCGGAUCUGUUCCAUCUCACAUGCCUACACGCUAUUGGCCUGCGUGAACGCAGCCCUUUGCACCAUGAUGGCCUCGGCAUUCAAAGUAGUGCUAGCCGUCUGCUCCCUCGUAAUCCACGUUGCUGGAUUUUGGUACAGGAAAUUCCUGCAGAGAUGGAGUACAAAGAGCUCUACGAGCGAGUGGUUCGAGGCUUUGCGACACGCCGAGGUCUUUGAGGACUGGGAACAUGCUGCUCUACAACUGGACAACAUACACCAACUCAAUCUUUGGCGAAAUGAUCCAACGUCGCAGUCUUAUGAUUGGCGGUUGAUCAACAAUCGUACUGAAAACAUCAUUGCUGCUCGCGAAAGCGGCAACGUUCAGGCCCUCAUGGACAUGAUCCGCGCCGGCCUCGUCCGCAACCUGGCUCACAUCACAUCACCACGUCUGUUCAACCGCUCAUUUGCCGGCACGAAAUACCUGAUCGAGGAGUAUAUCGCACAAGUUGCGGCCUCAAUAAAAGAUAUCGACGAGGAGGCCGUCAUCCCCACAGACGACUUCUCAGGUAGGACGCACGUCCUUUCGAACCAGCGCAAGCUCGAUUUCCUGCACGACUCCAGACAAGCGCUGGGUAGGACGACUCUUGUGCUCCAGGGAGGAGCAAUGUUUGGUCUCUUUCAUCUGGGUGUCGUCAAGGCGCUCUUCCUCCGCGGGCUGUUGCCACGUAUCAUCACAGGGACUGCUACUGGAGCCUUGAUCGCCACCCUCGUGGCUAUCCACACCGACGAAGAACUUCCUGCAGUCCUCCGGGGCGAUGGCAUCGACCUCUCGCCUUUUGUGGACCACGGAAACAAGAUGCACGCGAGACAGAAGGGCAAGUCGUCGUUCUUUGCUGGCUACGACACCCUGACACGCCGGGUUCGGCGCUUCUGGCGUGAGGGCCAUUUCCUAGACGUCACGGUGCUCGAGGAAUGUGUCAAGGCCAAUGUCGGUGACUUGACGUUUGAGGAGGCUUAUAAUCGGAGCAAGCGCGUGCUCAACAUCACGGUUGCGACAGAGUCUGGACAGGGAAUUCCGACCUUGCUGAAUUAUCUUACAGCUCCACAUGUGUUGAUUCGCACUGCUGCGGUAGCAUCCAAUGCCGCAAGCCCAACCCUCUAUGGCAGCAGGCAAACGACAGUUCUGUGCAAGGACGAGAAAGGCAACAUUGUGCCUUGGGCACCGGCCAACACCUUUCGGCACUGGACUUCAAGCUCAGAAAAGGGGCAUAAGUCCCCCAUGGCUCGCAUUGCACAGCUCUUCAAUGUCAACCAUUUCAUCGUCAGCCAAGCGCGACCGUACCUCAUCCCUUUUCUCAGAUCGGAUAUGCAUGGACCGUCGCUAGUCUAUGCACGCCACAGGCAAGCACAGGUCACCGAUAACCUGAUUCGAAUAGUGGGACUGGAAAUCCGCCAUCGGCUCAAACAACUAGACACCCUGGGGUUGCUCCCCGUCAGCAUAAGAAGAUUUCUUGUCGACCUGGAGAUGCCCGGGCCGACAAUGUUGCUUGUUCCGAAGGUCACGAUGGGUGAUUUCACACGACUGCUCGACACGCCAACCCGCGAAAAUCUGGACUAUUGGAUAGACAGAGGAGAGCGUAGCGUAUGGCCAGCAGUCACGGCAUUGAAAGUACGAUGUGCCGUAGAAUAUGAGAUCGACAGGGCGUAUCAGCGGGCCCGGAGCCUGAAAGCUGGCGGGCUGCGGAGGAAGGCUAGCACGGCGGCCGCCCCAGAACUCCUUGAAUCCUCGGCUUCGCUAUCCUCCAGUCAGACACGUACGGGUCUCCCCAGAUAGAAGCUGAGGUCCCGUUCUACCGAAUCGCCCGGCUUGUACCGAGUCGAUGAAGAGGACGAAGAUGACCAGAAAGGAGAGAUGGAGCGUGUCGGAGACGGCGUCAGUCGAAACAGCCACCGGCGACUGCUGCAGGGAGCAAAGACCCUACCAGCUGACUCGAAUGGAAGCAGGCAAAUACUCAGCCAAGACCGGGGUGUACCCGCUAACGGCACUGCUUGGACCAGCGAUACCGGCAACAGGAAAUGCCAAGGUAAACGACCAGUAAGAUCAGCGAACCAGACCAUUGUGCGUCUGUGUGAAUCGAGUGUGGAAUCAGCUCGACGGCGGUCGUUGAAGCAGAAGAG
Messenger RNA from Microdochium trichocladiopsis, 2256 nucleotides. Its product is annotated as acyl transferase/acyl hydrolase/lysophospholipase. The record is from RefSeq and is a predicted model, not a curated record. NCBI's taxonomy places the organism in Eukaryota, Fungi, Ascomycota, Sordariomycetes, Xylariales, Microdochiaceae. Gene Ontology annotation, molecular function: triacylglycerol lipase activity. The transcript has 4 exons. Gene Ontology annotation, biological process: lipid metabolic process. Bases 164 to 1912 code for a protein of 582 amino acids.